This is a messenger RNA of Hibiscus syriacus, 1246 nucleotides long. RefSeq names its product chaperone protein DnaJ-like. The record is from RefSeq and is a predicted model, not a curated record. The coding region runs from base 287 to 1039 and encodes 250 amino acids. Lineage: Eukaryota; Viridiplantae; Streptophyta; Magnoliopsida; Malvales; Malvaceae. The transcript has 6 exons.
AAAACUUGUAUAAAUAACCGGUUUCUGGAGAGCUACCGUUGUUCGCAGAGAUUCACUUGCCUUCCUUUCCCUCUGUUUUUCUUUUUCUCUUUUGUCUAUUACAAUUUUUCCCUUUACGGAAACACAUGCUGAGAUUCCGUGUUGCAGUUCCCACAAAGAUUAUAGUCCUAAGCUAGGUUUCUGGUUUUAUGUUUUUCUGUUGCUUACUAUAAUUUGUCGACAAGACAAGGAGUUGUGUUUUGAGUUUUGGCGUUGGGUUUGUGUUUUCGGGUUGUUUAUCGAAGAAAUGGCAAGUGGAGGAGCGAAGAACAAUGAUUUCUAUGCUGUUCUGGGGUUGAAUAAAGAAUGCACUCAAGCAGAGCUCAGGACUGCUUAUAAGAAACUUGCACUGAGAUGGCACCCUGAUCGUUGCUCUGCAUCGGAAAAUUCCAAGUUCGUGGAAGAUGCCAAGAAGAAACUCCAGGCCAUUCAACAAGCCUAUUCUGUUCUGUCUGCCGCAAACAAGAGGUUCCUGUACGACGUAGGAGUUUAUGACAGUGAUGAUGACGAAAAUGGAAUGGGAGACUUUUUGAACGAAAUGACAGAGAUGAUGCUCCAGACAAAACCCAGUGAAAACGGAGAAGAAAGCUUGGAGGAAUUAAAAGAAUUGUUUGAAGAGAUGUUCCAAGCUGACAUUGAUUCAUAUGAGUCCACUUCUUGUACUGCUUCAUCUUCGUUUGGGUCUUACUGUCAGGGUUCCAAGCAGAGUUCCUCCGAUAGCAGUUCGGGGGAGACCAUCCCGGAAAGCUUCGAUGCACAACUUAAUGGUUUCUUUCUCGGGAUAGACCAGAAGCAAGGUAUCAGGCGACAGAGAAGAGCCAUAGGAGGAACCGGUCGUAGUAGACGUAGGGAGGGCCGGAAGCAAAAGGUUUCGUGGGGCCAUGAUGUUUCUUCCAACGGCGUCGGCAUUCAUCUUGGUAACACCGGUUUAGUCAUUAACUUGAUUCAAUUUCAACCUUACCAUUUUGGCCCACCUGUGGCCAAGAUGGUGGCAGACUGAUCGUCACAGUGCCAAACAGACAACAUCAAUCGGAUCCAAAACUGUCGGUUCGGCUGUUUUCAGUCGAGGAUUGCUAAGAAACGAGGGAAACUGCUAGAGUUUGAUAUCAAGGCCGUCAAUGGAAACUGCUAAUAAUUUACUUUUCUCUCUCUUUAGUUGUAAUUUAUUUUUAUUUCAAAAAUUUAUAAAUUCACUUAUUCAACGUAA